Anopheles darlingi is the source of this 408-nucleotide messenger RNA. RefSeq names its product cytochrome c oxidase assembly factor 6 homolog. The transcript has a single exon. Gene Ontology annotation, biological process: respiratory chain complex IV assembly. Gene Ontology annotation, cellular component: respiratory chain complex IV; mitochondrion. NCBI's taxonomy places the organism in Eukaryota, Metazoa, Arthropoda, Insecta, Diptera, Culicidae. The record is from RefSeq and is a predicted model, not a curated record. Bases 53 to 316 code for a protein of 87 amino acids.
UCCUGCCGGUGAUAUAAUUUGUUGUGAAAUCUAGCCCGUUUCGACGCCAAAAAUGUCCGAUUUUCCCGAUAAAGACGCUCGAGCAAAGUGUUGGAAAGCGCGGGAUGAUUAUUGGGCCUGCCUCGACAAACAUGCCCCCGAAUACCAGUGCACAUCGCAAGCGCCCGAACCUCCGGCAUGCAUCCAGCUGCGCCGACUCUACCAGCAAAGUUGCCCGUCCCAGUGGGUGAAACAUUUUGACCGCAAACGAACCUACGACCAGUUUAAGCAGAAAAUGGCCAAAGGAUACGAACCACUGAACGACGUGAAACCGUAGCCGAGCGACCUGUUCCAUAAGUUAGGAUUUAACCAACAAAAGCGCUUCGAUUCUUUCGUUAAUAAAAGGAAGUCAAACGGGGAAGAGUAGAU